AUGAAAAGGACAAGGUGGAGCACGCUGCAAUGGCGUGACAUCCAAAGUCCUUCUUUAGAAGUCUUCCCUCGAGGCUGGUCCACCGAGGUCAUUUCUUCGGUUAUCAGCAUCACUGCCUUUCUCAUCAUUAUUGUCAUUUUGAGCCGUUACGAUCAACAGCCCAGCCCUAUCUUCCCCCUGGGGAGCAGCCUGGCCGCUCUUCUCGCGUUUUUAACAGCCAUCAGUCAGACAUGCUUCCUUCAGCCAGCUAUCCAAGGUGUCACGCAAAUGCAGUGGAACUGGGUUUUUGGUCGAUCUCGUUCACUGACAGAUUUUGACAAAUUCAAUGCUACCAAUAAAGGUUUAUGGGGGAUCAUUGUACUGCUUUUCAGUGUGAAGAGAAGACUCGUCGUUUUGUUAGCCGUUUUCUUCUUGGUGACAUCUGCUACCAUAUCGAUGGUCACGCUGGCCGUGCUCUCUCAUGACUUAAGAUAUGCCCCUGGCGCAGGCAAUGCUGCCGUGCUUCAAGCAGUAAACGACAAGAAUGACAAUAGUCAUAAUGUCAACGAUGCACUAGCCAUGAUGAUGAACGCGAUGUACACUCGUCCGGAUGCCACUUAUGAAUACGAUGCACCCGAAUGCACCACGGGAAACUGCAAAUAUCCAUCCUUUGGCUCUCUCGCAGUUUGCUCGAAAAGUCACGAUAUUACAGAUAGACUCUACACGAUGGUUACACCGCAAAAGUGGUGCUACCAGCAAGUAGAAGACAAAUGGGACUCGCGGACCUGGGGUCCCGAUAUCUGCAGCAACUACUCCUAUGCAGCACUCUCGCCUACCAUUUAUCUCGACUAUUUCGGUAGUGGUAUUCUCACGAAUACGUCGAAUGUCUGGCUCAACUCAAACGCCACAUGGGAGGGAGUCUUCUCAUUUGACCGUAAUGUUUUCGCGGAGAACGCUCUCAAUGCAGUCCACACUAUUUACCUGGACUCGUCAGAUUCGUCUUGGAGCAGUUACCUUGGUGGCUUGCCAGAUACAAGUCUAUAUCUCCAGCAUGCACAUGCUGUCGAGACUUUAUUCUAUCUCUGUGCACAAGAAUUCACCGUCUCCACGACCAACGGGACGACCAGUACGAACGUGACUUCGACUCUUGACUAUGUCACAGACAUUGAGUUCUUUGAGUCCAGUCCUGAUGGCUAUCACUACACUACGGAAUAUAACCGUAUCUUCACUUUGAACGGGCACGACUACAGCUAUGUUGUGGUAGACGAUAUUCUAGGCCAGAUGAUGAUGUCCUCGUUAGAAGGAAAAUACAACAAUAAUACCUAUGCCGGCAUGUCGUACAUGACGCCGUUCAGCUUCGCCACUGGAAACGUGCUGUACCACAACCCCAAAAUUAACGGAAACGUGGCUGCAAAAAGAGAUACACAAAUGCAUCAGGCCCUCGAGGCCAUGAUGAGCAACGUGGCGAAGGGCAUGACUAAUUGGCUUCGGUCAACUGGCUCUCCUGUGCAAGGGCAAGCUGAAAUUCUUACGGAAUUCGUUGUUGUUCGGUGGCACUUUUUAUUUCCUCUGGGCCUGCAGAUCACCCUGUCUGUUUGCUUCAUAGUGUGGGCUAUGGUUGUUUCAAAAGCCCAAAAACCCCGCAUUCUAAAAGACUCGCCUCUUACAACUUCGUUUCCAAUGACUGUGAGUGACAAGGCCUUCUUAGAAGAAGAACUGGCCAGGAAAGAUGAAGAGAAUAGUCAGAAAGGAGAAGACGUUGAGAAGUUGUCAAUCGAGAAAUUUGGCUUCGAAUGA
Molecule: messenger RNA, 1776 nt
Organism: Talaromyces rugulosus
Lineage: Eukaryota; Fungi; Ascomycota; Eurotiomycetes; Eurotiales; Trichocomaceae
Exons: 4
Coding region: 1-1776 (591 amino acids)
Source: RefSeq, a predicted model, not a curated record